Sporothrix brasiliensis 5110 is the source of this 1593-nucleotide messenger RNA. RefSeq names its product glutathione synthase. NCBI's taxonomy places the organism in Eukaryota, Fungi, Ascomycota, Sordariomycetes, Ophiostomatales, Ophiostomataceae. Gene Ontology annotation, biological process: glutathione biosynthetic process. The record is from RefSeq and is a predicted model, not a curated record. Gene Ontology annotation, molecular function: glutathione synthase activity; ATP binding; glutathione binding. The coding region runs from base 1 to 1593 and encodes 530 amino acids. The transcript has 2 exons. Gene Ontology annotation, cellular component: cytosol.
AUGGCCACUUCCGGGCCGGACGCCGGCGCAGCAUAUCCGCCGGCCGUGGACGUGGCCGAGCAGCAGCGGCUCGUCCAGGUCAUCAAGGACUGGAGCAUAGCCAACGGCCUGGCCGUGCGGCCACCUCCAGCGGCCAUCAGCGCGACCGAGGCCGCGCUGGCGAGCACCUUGGCCAUGGCGGCGCCAGUAACGCUGUUCCCGAGCCCGUUCGCGCGGUCGUGCUUCGAGGAGGCCCAGGCCGCACAGCAGGCAUACAACGAGCUCUACGCCAAGAUUAGCCAAGACGAGGCCUUUCUGGGGCGCAUCGUUGCAGAGGUCGCUGGCGGCGAUGAGUUUACGACCAAGCUGUGGGCAGUGCACGAGCGCGUCAAGAAGGAGGGCUACACGCACAAGCACUCGCUGGGCAUUUUCCGGUCGGACUACUUGGUGCACCAAGAGACGGCCGGUGACACCGCAACUGGAAAGGCCGAGGCGCACUUGCAGAUCAAGCAGGUCGAGUUCAAUACGAUCGCGGCGUCCUUUGGCGGCCUGUCGGGCCAAGCGUCGCGUCUGCACAAGUUUUUGGCCAAGACAGAGUACCCACUGCUAAAGUCCAACACGCCGAGUGACAAGUACAGCCUGCCCGACAACACCAGCAGCCGUGACAUUGCGGCGGGCCUCCAGGCCGCAUUCGAGGUGUACGAGCGCAGUGAACCCAAGACGUCAGGAACGCCCCCGCGGUGCGUCAUCUUCCUCACCCAGGACGGCGAGCGCAACGUGUUCGACCAGCGCCACAUUGAGUACGCCGUCGAGGCGCCCGUGUUCCGCGUGCCGUUCAGCGCCAUCCUGCAGCAGACGAGCGUCGACACGAGCGUGCCGCGGCGGCCGCUGCUGUACCACCACGCGGCUACCCAGACGUUUGAGGUUGCCGUCGUCUACAUGCGCGCUGGCUACGGCCCCUCCGACUACCCGGACGAGUCGGCCUGGGAGGCCCGUUACCAGGUCGAGCGGUCCGCCGCCAUCAAGUGCCCUACAGUGCUGACGCAGGUGGCGGGCACCAAAAAGGUGCAGCAGGUGCUGGCCACGCCGUCCGCCUCGGCGGACGGCGCGCCCUCUGAACUCAGCCGCUUUGUGACCGACGCCGACCGCCAGGCCACCCUGCGCCGCACGUUUGCCAACAUCUACCCGCUCGACACAGAUUCGGCGGCCGGCCGGCAGGCCCGUGCGUGGGCGCAGGACGUGGCCGCGUGCCGCACGUUUGUCCUCAAGCCGCAGCGCGAGGGCGGCGGCAACAACUAUUACAAGUACAAGAUUCCCGCACACCUGCAGACCGUGCCCGCUGAGCACUGGGCGUCGUACAUUCUGAUGGAGCUAAUCACGCCGCCGCCCGUGGCGAAUCUGAUUCUGCGCAACGGACAGGUCGAGCAGGGCGGCGUGAUCUGCGAGCUCGGCAUCUACGGAACCUGCAUUUGGGGCAGCGAGUCGGGCAGUGCCAGCCAACGCAUCCUGCGCAACGAGACGGCCGGCUACCUGCUGCGGACCAAGGGCGACCAAAGCGAGGAGGGUGGUGUGGCUGCCGGGUUUGGCUGCAUGGACUCGGUGAAUCUGGUAUAG